AUGGAAGACGAGAAUACAAAAGGCGAUACACCCGAUUCUUUGGAGGGACUCGCGGCGAAAUUGUGCUCAACAACUCUUCUCGACUAUUCGAAAUGGGAGACGAAAAUCAACGAGUGGCAGGGACCGUUUUUGAGACAUUCAUAUUUGCCCGAAUGGUACAAAGCCGCGCUUUUCAACGAGCUCUACUACAUGACCGACGGUGGCUCAGAACCACAUCUUUCUCCCUACACGCAAGCGUUGAUGAAAAGGCAUGGUCGUUUUGGGUAUCUUGAAUCAUGGGAAUAUCGAAUGGUGACCACCUAUGAUGUGCAUUUUUAUGCUUCUUAUGCGAUCGCCUCUCUCUGGCCGGAUUUGGAGUUGACCAUUCAAGCGGAAUUCACUGGUCAAGUCGAACACAGCGCCGAGAAAGAGAUUCGCUUUCACAUGGAAGGAGACAAAGCACCACUCAAAUCGAGAGCCCGCGUACCACAUGAUUUAGGAAAUCCAUAUCCCUGGUACGCCUAUGUGAUGCACGACACUGGAAAAUGGAAAGAUCUCAACUUGAAAUUCGUGCUCACUUCAUGGCGUGAAUAUGUGAUUCUGACGGAGAAGAAUCGCAGAUUUUUAGAUCAUGUCUACCCGGCUGUUAAGAUGGAAGUACAAGAAGGAAUGGAGUUUGGAAGU
Molecule: messenger RNA, 663 nt
Organism: Mesorhabditis belari
Lineage: Eukaryota; Metazoa; Nematoda; Chromadorea; Rhabditida; Rhabditidae
Source: the annotation of a GenBank genome assembly